Branchiostoma floridae (Florida lancelet) is the source of this 3504-nucleotide messenger RNA. RefSeq names its product kelch-like protein 30. The transcript has 2 exons. Bases 238 to 2427 code for a protein of 729 amino acids. The record is from RefSeq and is a predicted model, not a curated record. Gene Ontology annotation, molecular function: protein binding. NCBI's taxonomy places the organism in Eukaryota, Metazoa, Chordata, Leptocardii, Amphioxiformes, Branchiostomatidae.
AAACUUUAGUAUUUACCCAAACUUGUAAUGGACUAGUUCAGUUUGAAACGAAGGCGCGCAGCACAUCACGUUGCCGGAGAGUCGGAAGAAGCCGGCGGUUCCUGACGCGUCCAAACACCUGGUGACGCCGGGAGACGUCAUCACAACGGACACGGGAUACAUGAGUUGACUCUUUGACUGGCUGGCACCCCAACACUCCAGUCCCCAUCUGAAUACUCGACACAAAGUCAACAUCUGAUGAUAAACGGCAAAAACACAAGUACAAAUACCAAACUUGAUGAUAGUGUCUCCUGUACCAAAUGUAAUAUUAUAGUACCAUCACAACUUCAGGCAGAAGUCCAGAGCUGCUGUUUGCACAAUGGAAGAACGUUAUGUUAUAUAGAUCCUAACACAACAGCAAUUCAAAGGAUGUCUAACUAUUGCAACCGCUGUGAUCAAAAGAUUUCUAACUAUUGUGACAACUGUGAUCGUGAAGUUCGUGGCAAACAUUCUGCACAGUACCAUGAGGAUGGCUCCUGUACCUUUGGAAUUAAAUACAAAAAUUAUGACCUAUGUGCUGAACUCACCAGACAGCGGAAGAGUGGUGAGUUUGUGGACGUGGUGGUGGAGGUAGAAGGCAGGGAGUUCCCUUGUCACCGUGCCGUGUUGGCGGUCACGCCAUACUUUCAAACCAUGUUUUCCUCCAACCUCAUGGAAAGCAGGGCCAGGGUUAUAACACUACACGAUAUUGACUCUGAGAGUUUUUCCAAGAUCCUGGACUUCGUGUACACGGGAGAAAUCUUGAUUGGUGAAGACGACGUCCAAGACAUUCUGCAGGCAGCACACAUGCUGCAAGCUGAGGAAGUCCUAGAGUGCUGCCAAAAGUUCAUUAAAAAGAACCUUUGCCCAUCCAACUGUGUGGGUGUCAUGCGCCUUGCUGACAUGUAUGGCUUGUGUGGUUUGAAGACAAUAGCAAGAAGCAGGGCGGUGUCUCAGUUCUCAGAGGUUGGACAAAGUGAGGAGUUCCUGAGCCUUUCAACGCAGCAGCUUUUGGAUCUACUUGAAGACAAGGAGCUGCAAGUUGAGAAUGAAGAUGACGUUGUCCUUUCUGUGAUACGAUGGCUAAAUCACAACCCAGAAAGCCGCAAGACUGAGGCAUGCAGAAUUCUUCCAGUGCUUUGCUUAUCUCGUGUAAGGGUCAGUGUGCUAGAGAAGCUUGAGGCCCACCCUGCGAUACAGGAGUCACCCAAAUGUCUUGUCAAAGUCAUUGCUACAAAGGAGGGACAUUUCAGUGGCUCACCUCAGCUCAUGGCGGACACAGAAAAAGAGGAUGAUGGAAGAAAACCCAGCUCUGGAAGUUCAGACGACCUAGCACUCAUUGUCGGUGGUUGGAAGACAGUCACUCAAGAGCAUUACAGCGAAAAUCCUACACCACCGACGCCUCUCCAAAGCAUAAUUUGUAUGGAUAUAGAUCGUAAGCAAUGCUACCAUGUCACUGACCUUCCGACACCGAUCGUUGGAUGCAUGAGUGUGGCAAGUGCAGGACGAUACUUGUACGUGACGGGAGGGCGCGCCUCGUCUUUACUUCACCCAGACCCUGGUGUCAGCAACAAUCCAUCCAAACAAGCCUUUCGAUACGACUUUGCUACGGACACUUGGACAAGGUUACCUGACAUGCCUCGCGGUAGGGCAGGGCACCAGUCUGCCAUUGUUGAUGGAAAACUCUUCCUGGUUGGAGGCGACACUACGGCGACAUUGUUUAACAUGUUCAGUAUGGAGUGUUUUGAUAUUGAAGCAGAAGCUUGGAUACAGCCACCUAAAGUGCCUGCUAUCAUCCCGUCACCUAACCUGAAGGUGAUAGCAUGUGGUGGUAAGCUUGUGCUCAUUCAGGGACUUAGAAAGAAGGGAAGGUUCUGUGUCCAUGCCUUAGAUGUUAAAACUCAACAUUGGACUUUCGCCAGCAGGUAUGUUCCAGCCGAGGACUUCGAUGCCAAUAUCAGAGCAACCACUGUUCACAACAAGGUUCAUUUCUGUGUUGAUAUGUAUAUGUAUUCGUUAGUCUACACCUAUGAUGUUGACAAGGAAACACCAUCUAUUGAAGAGGAGAAGCUAAACACACAAGUUGUCAAAGAGGAGCUUCACAUAGUGCAUGCAGUAUGCAGGAGACGCAAGCGCUAUGUCAAUGGACGGAAGGGUAUCAUCAACACCGUAUCAAGAAAAACCUAUGAACUGCAUGCAGGUCAAGUAAGACGUUUCUACUUCCAUGAUAUGAGCGGACACACCAAACUGACCCUUCCUUUUGCUCUGUUUGGCCACGGAUUCCUGGCAACCAAGAAAGGUCAUGUUGGGUGGUACUGCAGGGACAAGCUUGCAGAAGUGGAGAAGGAGAGGGAACUGCAGGAUUUGCUCAGGUAUUAUCAUUAUCCGAGCUCAGACGAUGACUACUGAAUGAUUUGAUUUCGCUGUCUCUUACAAGUAACAGACAGACAGACAGGGGAAGCUACUUGUAUCCAUGGCAAGAAGAGUUGCCUGUUUAAGCCAUACCAAUUUUAUUUGUUGCUUCUCGGAUUCACCUGUCCAUUUUUUUAUUUAAAAAAAAAAAGAAAGAAUAAAUCCCAAGAAAAAAAUAAUACUAUCUCAAACCUGUAAAUAUAACCAUUCAGAGCCAAAAACACAUAACUAAUUUCAAUCUAAAAGCAAUACCUUUAUUAUUGACGUCCUUUUAUUCAGAACAUUAGUAACAAAUCAAAGGAAGGGAUUCAUUGUAUAAAAUGUGCCAUUAGUAUCUUCAACCCAGACCUUUAAAAAUUUAUUGUUGGUCCAAUUUACGCAACAAAUACAUUUGGUGUGGCUUUAUGGUCUAGUGAGAAUAGUGGCAGAGAUUGGUAGAAGACGAAUCCUUGUAUUUCUAGCGUACUUAGCUUUGCUGAUACAGAUUAGAUAGGUGAUUUUAGGUGGCAUUAAUUUGUUACUUGUGUUCUUAAUUGAAGUCGCAAUGUUCAUAACUUUCUUCCAUGUGUAUAUAUAUACAUGUUUACUUGUACCUUGUCCAAAGGGAGGAUAUAAGCAAUGUAUUUUUUUUAGCUUCUACUACCUUUAGUUUUAGUGUAUAUCUAUGUAAUGUUAGUUCUGUAGGUUGCCUUGUUUACAUUUUAGUCUAAAAACAAUAUACGUAUUAUUACAUACUCUGACAUAUUGUUACUAUACCAAGCAAGGGUACAAGUGCCUUCAAUGCCUUCCACAUUUUGGCACUGUGUAUGAGCUUAUGCCCCAACUGUAAUCAACAUAUGAACGUUAUACAUCAACAAGUGUGGUGGGUCUUAACAUGCUUAAAACUCCUUAAACAGAGGAUCAGGCCUGUCGCUCAUCGUUUUUAAUGCCUGUUGACACUGUUCUCUGUCUUGUGACAGGUGAGUGUUAAGAUUUGCUUGCACUUCAGAUGUAAUGUUAACGUUGGAGAUUUGAUGACAGAGCUCCACUAGCUUUAUUAACCCUGAAAUAUAAAUUAAACCAGUUUUAACAUUA